AUGACGGCUGCGGAUUCAUCGGCUGCCGUUCGUCGGUUGGAUGCACUUUUUUCCAAAGUGCAAGUCGACGACGUCAAACCGAAAGUUUCACUCGGUAAAAGAAACAGCGGUUUAUUCGAAAAAGUCAUAAUCGAACAAAGGAUCGAUGAAAAAUGCGACAUACACGGUCGGGAUUCGAAAAAAAAUUCUUACGGCCCAAGGAGAGGAUCCGUCGGAAGCGUUUUACACGCCGGGAAAAAAAAUACGGGAAUGGGAACGAGAAGGGAAUCGACUCCCGCUCUUCACAUACUUCACAAUUAUCACCAUGCGUCGCCGCUCGUGAGAAAAGACAGCGGAGGUUUGGGACUCCCUCCCGCCAAAAGUCCAGAUUCUCUCGUACAUCCUUCGUCAUUUCCAUCGAGUUUACGUCAAAGCACGAAAAGUUUGUCGACGAGCAAUUUGAGACGGGAUUCGAACGGGUCGUCGUCUGGUUCGACUUUAAACCUUCGCGGAAAUUUGAGAAGAGAUUCGAAGGGUUCGACUUUAAAUCUUCGGGGAAAUGGUAGCGCGAGAAAAGAUUCGGGAGGAUUGAAAAAAAAUGGGAGCACGAGGAAGGAAUCGCUGAGUCGAAAAUUUUCUACGGAUUCCCUUGAAUCGAGACGUAAUUCGUGGGAUCCCACGAGAAGGGAUUCAUCGUUGUCCUCACCGAGCGGAAUGCACGAUUCUAUAUUUUCCAAUUUGUUUAACGGAAAGGUUUGGACUUGUUUAGUGAUGCAUUUCCGUGACGACCUUGUUAUGUUUUUGUACGCAUGCGAACACGGGGUUGUUAGAAAACGUUAUUCGAACAAUUUCAAAUCCCUACAAGCGAGAUGA
This is a messenger RNA of Pediculus humanus corporis (human body louse), 852 nucleotides long. RefSeq lists its product as uncharacterized. Lineage: Eukaryota; Metazoa; Arthropoda; Insecta; Psocodea; Pediculidae. The transcript is spliced from 2 exons. The record is from RefSeq and is a predicted model, not a curated record. Bases 1 to 852 code for a protein of 283 amino acids.